AUGUCUGGAACAGAUGGCGCUCCGGCGCCGCCGAAACCUCGUCUGAAAAUCAACAUCAGCCGAUCGAACACCAGCACCGGGGAGUUCAGCGCGACGCCGACAGCGACAAAGGCGGCCGGGGCCACACCGACAGCAGCCAAGGCGACGCCAACCACAGCGACGCCGGGGGCCGGGGAUAUCCAGCGCAAGGUGAAGCUCAAGAUCAGCUCAUCGCAGCCGCCGACCCCAGCAGCAGCAACCGCCGCCGCGGCGGACGCGCCGCCCAGCAAGACCAAGGCCGGUCGACAGCCCAAGCCCACGCAGAAGCUGGUGGACAGCAAGAAGCGCGGUGGCGACGACGACGGCGAGGAAGAUAGCAGGCCGUUGGCGAAGCAGCACCACCGCGUGCACCCUGCGACCAAGAUCAAGAUCCGGCAUGCGCCCAAGCCAGGCGGCGGCGUGCUCAAGGGCUCCCACACGCAGCUGGUUGUCAAGCCGCGCGGACGACCGCCCGUGCACCCCCCCGGCGACGGGUACGACUCGGAGGCCAGCGACAGGGAGAUGGACCCGGCCAUCGAAGAGCAGAUUAUUCUGAGGAUGCUGCCCGGCGAGCACUGCGACUACGUGCGGCACUGCAUGGAGACGGGCAAGAUGGGCAUCUCGCGGGCCCAGGGCGGGGCGGACAUACAGCUCAAGUUCUUCGAGGAGGACACGCGGCGUGCCGUCCUGACGGUCAAGGGCCAGGCAUUCGCGGCCGUCCUGGUCGAUCUGCCCACCAUCACCGAGGCCAUGAAGACAUGGGACAAGAAGUCGCUCCUCAAGUCGGCCGACAUCUGCCAGAUGCUCCUCGUGCACGCCAGAGUCCAGAACGAGGACGAGGCCAAGAAGGUGCCCCUCCCGCCCAUGCUAGACUCCAACUUCCGAUGGCCGCACGGCCUGACGCCGCCCAUGCACGACGCCGUCAACCGCCGCUUCGCAAAGACCAUCUCCCGCAAGGAGAUUGAGGACAAGGAGGCCGAGGUGGAGCGUCUGCUGGCCGAGGACGCCAAGGCCGAGUCUACGCGGUGGGAAUGGGUCGAGGAGCGUAACCAGGAUGAGGACGACGAGGACGAGGACGAGGACGAGGACGUCGACAUGGAUGCCGAGGGUGAGGACGACGACAGCACGGCCUACUUUGGCGGCGCCGGUGCCGGUGCCGGUGCCGACAACAACGAGGCCGAUCUCGAGGCCGAUCUCGAAGCCGCCUUUGCCGACAGCUUCAUGGAGGGUGCCGGGACGCCAGCCACGGGAGCCGAAGCGGCCACCCCGCUCACCGUCACACAGGUCGCCACGCCGGGAGGAGGCGUCGUCCAGGAGAGUAUCGAGGCAGACGCUCUCUUUGGCGAUGACGACGACGACGACGACGACGACGAUGACGACGAUGACGACGACGAUGAUGACGACCUCGAUGACGACGAGCGUGCUCAGCGUGACGAGGAGCAGGGCGUCAAGGACAUUAUUGCCGACAUGAAGAAGUCUCUCAGCAACAAGCAGGCAGACCUGGCCAGGACGAACAAUGCCAUUCUGCGUUCGCGUAUCGAGAACCAGAUCAGGGAGAUCAAGUCGGAGAUUGAGCUCAAGAUGUCGUCUAUUGGUAUGGAGAUGGACGACUAG
Geosmithia morbida is the source of this 1632-nucleotide messenger RNA. Its product is annotated as transcription initiation factor TFIID subunit 7. NCBI's taxonomy places the organism in Eukaryota, Fungi, Ascomycota, Sordariomycetes, Hypocreales, Bionectriaceae. Gene Ontology annotation, molecular function: RNA polymerase II general transcription initiation factor activity. Gene Ontology annotation, biological process: transcription initiation at RNA polymerase II promoter; RNA polymerase II preinitiation complex assembly. The coding region runs from base 1 to 1632 and encodes 543 amino acids. Gene Ontology annotation, cellular component: transcription factor TFIID complex. The transcript has a single exon. The record is from RefSeq and is a predicted model, not a curated record.